UCCAUGGUUCUUUGCUAACACAAGGAGGUUUCAGCAGACAUGGCAGAGGCUAUACUUGGAGAUCAGGACCAGUACAGCUGCUCAAUAUGUUUGGACUUGUUGCGGGAUCCUGUGACCAUUCCGUGUGGACAUAGUUACUGCAUGAGCUGUAUAGGUGAGUGCUGGAAUACAAAUGAUCUGAACGGGACCUAUAGAUGUCCACAGUGCAGACAGACCUUCAAAUCAAAACCUCCACUCAACAGAAGUACAGUGCUUGCUGAAAUAAUGGAGAAACUGAGGAGCACAGAGUCUGCUCAAAGUCUUGCUGGGCCUGGAGAGAUUGCGUGUGAUUUCUGUUCUGGAGAAAUGAUCAAAGCUGUCAAGUCUUGUCUGGAGUGUCGAGCCUCUUACUGUCAAACACAUGUACAACCCCACUAUAAUGUUCCUGCCCUGAAGAAACACAAGCUGGUGAAAGCUGCAGUCAUCCCAGUAUGCCCCAAACAUGACAAGGUCCUUGAGGUUUACUGUCGAACGGACCAGAAAUGUGUCUGCAUGCACUGCUUACUGGAUGACCACAAGGGCCAUGACACAGUGUCAUCUACAAUAGAGCGCAACGAGAAACAGAUAAAACUCACAGACACUCAAACAAAAGUCAAGCAGACAAUCCAGGCAAAAGAAAAAGAGCUGCAGAAGAUGAAUAUGGACAUCGCCUCUCAUUCAGAUUCUGCAAAGAAGGCAGUGGAGAACAGUAAGAAAGUCUUCAGUGAAUUAGUCAAAUUUAUUGAGAAAAAAAGCAAUGAGGUGAUUGAAAAGAUAAAAGCUGAAGAAAAGGCUGAUCUGGAUCAAGGAGCAAAGCUACAAAAGAAGCUGCAGGAGGAAAUUACUGAGCUGAAGAAGAGGGAAGGAGUUCUUGAGGAUCUUCUACAGACAGACAACAACAUCCAGUUUCUUCAGAAUUAUGAGGUUGUGUCCUAUUCUUCUGGGUCUGAUGGCUUCCCCAGUCACUCUUUUAAGCCUUUCUGCCUUUAUCCGGAUGUAAACGAUCUUGUUUGUGAACUUAAAAAUCGGCUGGAGACUAUUUUCAACCAGGAAAUAAAUGAAACUGUUCAAAAAGUUUCAGAUCUGGCCAUAAAGAACAAUCCAGUCUGCAUUAAGGUUGGAGACAGAGUCAGAGUGAAACCUUCUAUUAAAACCCCAAAAUAUGAUUGGGGUAGUGCUAUCACACAUAAGAGUGUGGGAGUGGUAAAAGAUAUUAAAAGUGAUAAGUGUUUGGUUAUUGACUUUCCUGGAUUUGCAAGCUGGAGAGGACUUCUUUCUGAAAUUGAGCCAGUAACUGAUGAUGAUGAGGGUGGAUCUUCAACUCUCAACUGCAAGAUUAAAAUAGGAGACAAGGUCUACGUGAAGCCAUCUGUAGAAACGCCCAAAUAUCUAUGGGGUUCAGUCAGCCAUAAAAGCAUUGGCAGUGUCAUAAAUGUGCAGGGUGAGACUGUGACAGUAAAUUUCCCUGAGCAGGAAGGUUGGCUUGGUGAAGUUUCUGAAAUGGAGCUUGUAGUCAGUGCUGAUUUAGGGUCCCCCAGUCAUGCCUACUUACAAGAUAGGGAAACAGAGUCAGUGUGAAAUCUUCAGUGAAAGAUCCAAAACAUGGAUGGGGAUCAAUCACACAAAACAGCAUCGGUGUCAUUAAAAGAAUUCAGGGCGAGUCUUUGACUGUAGAGUUCCCUGAGCAGACGGAUUGGACUGGUAUCGCUUCAGAAAUGGAACUCAUAAACGGUGAUGUUUCAGAAGUGCUCAGUUUAAGGCCUGGAGUGAGGGUCCGUGUUAAACCCACCAUCAGAACUCCAGCACAUGGCUGGGGAAGUGUCACCAAGCACAGCAUUGGAGUGGUUGAAGG
Messenger RNA from Cyprinus carpio (common carp), 1870 nucleotides. RefSeq names its product finTRIM family, member 79 (gene ftr79). The record is from RefSeq and is a predicted model, not a curated record. Lineage: Eukaryota; Metazoa; Chordata; Actinopteri; Cypriniformes; Cyprinidae. Gene Ontology annotation, molecular function: zinc ion binding.